Messenger RNA from Spizellomyces punctatus DAOM BR117, 1934 nucleotides. RefSeq lists its product as uncharacterized. Gene Ontology annotation, molecular function: symporter activity. The record is from RefSeq and is a predicted model, not a curated record. Gene Ontology annotation, biological process: dicarboxylic acid transport. NCBI's taxonomy places the organism in Eukaryota, Fungi, Chytridiomycota, Chytridiomycetes, Spizellomycetales, Spizellomycetaceae. Gene Ontology annotation, cellular component: plasma membrane. The transcript is spliced from 7 exons. Bases 350 to 1705 code for a protein of 451 amino acids.
AAAAUUACUAGUGGCGAGUCGUACGAAAGUGAUAUCUUGACAGCUGCGGAUGGUGAAAAUGGCGAGAAACAACUUGUCCUCCAAGGAUGUACAUUAAACACCAUGCAAAGCACACACUCUCGGAUCCCCGUAUCAACUGGUUGAACAAGAAAGAUUAGUUAGUCCUUUAGAACUUUUUUUUUUUGUUUCACUAUCAGCGAUUUAUUGUCAAGGGUGGAAUUCGUCCCUUUCUCCAUUUCUGAUUAUCCUCGGUCUGAUUUGACGGUUCUCAGCUUUCUUUGGACCGUACACCUUAGGCACAGAGGAGUACGCACUGCACCUACCAAAACCUUUUGGGAAAAAUCCAACGAUGGCCUCUGUAAUGACCUCAUCUGGCCGAAUGAUGAAGCGGCUUCUUCGCCAAUUAAACAGAAUACCCAUGCUUGCAUGGAUUUUCAUCAUGAGUGGAUUGGGGAUCAUGUUUGGUCUUGUUGCUCCUCAGUUUUCAAAAGAGUACCUAGCACUCCUCUCCACUCAUAUCUUCUUGCCCAUGGUGAAAUCGCUCAUUGUUCCCCUCAUAUUCUCGCUGCUGGUGGUUGGAAUUGCUGGACAUGGAGACGACCUCGCACGGGUAGGAAAACUCGGAGUAAAAUCCAUGGCGUACUUUCUAGGAUUGACUUUUAUUGCCAUUUUCAUUGGUCUCGGGUUUGGGAAUGCGAUUAAACCAGGAAACGGAGUGACAUUGGGUGAAGUCAAAAACGCCAAUGCCACAGCUGCAAUCAAAAGCCAAAAAAUCUCCCUAGCAUACGAACUCAACCAAAUCAUUCCCGAAUCGUUUUUCGCUGCGGCUUCCGCCAACAAGUCGUUGCAGAUUACCUUUUGUGCAAUCAUGUUUGCUUGCGCUUGUAUGCUGGUCCCGAAUAAGGAGCAUAAACGAGUCAUGGUGGAUUUUUUUGAUGGUUUGGCGAACGUCAUGUUGUCUGUUACGAAUUUAGUGAUGAAGUUUACACCUCUGGCCAUCGGCGGAGCCUUGGCGAAAACAAUUGCCACAAACGGAAUCGGCGUUCUGUCUACUCUUGGAAAACUGAUCGGAACCGUUUACCUCGGCCUCCUCACAUUUGUUUUCGUUAUCCUCCUUCCCAUCGCCCUUUGGGCCAAAGUCCCACUAGUGCCCUUUAUGCGACAGGUUUCUCAUCCCCUCAUCAUUGCCUUUUCGACUGCCUCAUCCGAUGCUGCCUUGGCAAAGGCAAUGGAGAACAUGAUAGAGCUGGGCGUUCCAAGGGAAAUUGUUUCAUUUGUUAUUCCUGUAGGGUACUCGUUCAAUCUUGAUGGUACAACUUUGUACCUAGGGACUGCAGUCCUGUUCGCCGCGCAGGUUGCCAAUGUAAACUGGAGUGUUGGCGAGCAGAUCUUGCGAAUGCUCUUGGUCUUGCUAAUGAGCAAAGGGAUUGCUGGUGUGCCGAGGGCAUCGUUGGUAGUCUUGGCCAUGGCAUGCGACAAUUGGAACUUGCCAACCGAGAUUGUUGGUUUGGUACUUGGAGUGGAUGAAAUCAUGGAUAUGGCCAGAACGGCUGUCAAUUUGCUCGGAAAUUGCCUAGCUUGCGUCGUUAUUGCCCGCUGGGAGGGCGUCUUCAAACUAUACAGGCAAUCGACCGACGACAGCGACAUUGAGGACUCCCCUGAUGCGCUACAUGUGAAGCUAGACGUGGAUAAGACUGUUGCAUGAUGAUCUGUUUUGUUAUAUUGGAGCUGGUCGUUUACUUGCCCGCUGGAAGCGGGCCAAAUAGGUUGGAUUGGCCUCAUAAGAGUGUUCUGGAAAGUGACCCUUCCACCGAACACAUCGUACUGACAUGGCAAGCCUGGCGCGCCUGUAGCAAGAAUGCGACUUUGUAUUAUUUCUGUCUCCAUAUCAUAUGCAAUACCAACAGAGAAUACGGAUCGGUAUCUAGUUCAAC